Molecule: messenger RNA, 789 nt
Organism: Colletotrichum lupini
Lineage: Eukaryota; Fungi; Ascomycota; Sordariomycetes; Glomerellales; Glomerellaceae
Exons: 4
Coding region: 1-789 (262 amino acids)
Source: RefSeq, a predicted model, not a curated record
AUGGCCCGCCCGUUCCUGAAGGCACCGGACCCCAUCGCCCUCGCCAUCGUCAUGCCGACAGAGAGCGCAGCUCCCCCGCUUGACAGAUUGACAAACAGCGGCCCGCUGGACCAACAACGAUCUGGAGCCCGGGCCACGAGACAAGUCAUCUCAGAGGGCAUGGGAAAGGAGACGUGCGGGUUCUUUAGAACAGGGGGAGAACUCGUAUUAGUCACCUGCACAGCCGGCACAGGAACCUCCAGAAUCGCAUGCCACAACACGGGCAGGUGGCUCUGCGGAAGCCUCUACUCGACCUGUCUAGGCCCCGCCGAACCAAUCUGCAGCGGCAAGACGCAGAAUGGGGAGAGGACGCUCUGCUGCAACACAGAAAGCCCCGUCUGCGGCACCCUCCUCCGCGGCUCAGGCGAAAGCCAGAGAACGGGCCUAGCCUGCUUCGGCGCCGACUUCAAGACGAAAUCCAUCCAGACGCUCGCGUCGAACACGUGGCCGACCUUUAUCACGGACCCGCUGCCACCGUCAUCAUCGACAUCGUCGGCGUCUUCGCCUUCGGCUACGUCCAGGCCCCAGAUCGCGUCUGCGAAACCCUGCGCUACCCCGACGACCGCCACACCCUCGGCGUCUCCGACGAGCAGACCGAUCAAGACGUCAACGUUUGGGAUCCCUGAUCCCUCGCCUUCGCCUGCGAUGGCCCUGGGACAGUCGGCAUCGGUGGGCAAUGGACGGAGCGGCAUCGUUCGGGGGCUCGGUGUGCUGGCUUUUGCGAUGCAUGUGGCUUGGAUUGGUUUGUGA